GGGUGAUUGUUCUAUUUCUAUAGGAUCUCUUCGAUCGUUUAUUAUACAGUUGUUGUAAUUCAAGAGACUUCUACAUCUUACAGUUAUCUAAAGAUAGGUUAAACAAUGGAUUCGUUGAAUGUUGAUAUUAAUUUACCCCAUCACAAUAAAAUAGGAGGAUGCACAACAAGAGCUGCAUAUAGGCAAGGGAGGAAGUAUACUGCUGUGAAGGUAGACGAUUCUUGAUGUUUAUACUAUCAGCGAUGAAUCUCAACAUCUUCUAAUUUACAAUGUUCCUGCGAUCGGGUUAGGUGAAGAAAUUCGUAACCUUUGCCAACGAUUUGGCGAAGUCUUGAUGAGCCAGCAAGUAAACAAUAUUGAAAGUAUCGAAGAAUUCACGAAUGUUUAUCAUGUUCAUUAUGCAACUUUAAAAAGUUCAAGGUUUGCUAAAAGGAAUCUUGACAGUAGAGCCUUCUUCGGUGGUGUUCUACAUGUUUGCUACGCUCCAGAAUUAGAGACUGUAGAAGAAACAAAAAACAAGCUAGUCACCAGAAGGAAGGAAGUUUCAUAUCACUUGAAGCAGCAAGAAUUUCCUAAACAAUUCCGAAAUGAAGGAAAAUAUCGAGGUAAAAAGCGAAAAUUUGAAGAAACUUUGACUAGCAAACCAGAAGUGCUUUUUUAUAAUUAUGGCCAGAAUUCAAACCAUAGUAAUCAACUCCCACCUCCUGAUGUUCAACUACCAGGACCUUCUGGAGUUAAGGUAGAAGAAAAAAUAACUGUCGAUGUAAAACCUUUUAAGAAACUGAUUCCCGCAAAAGUAUCUAGGAUCAUUUUUCAUAAUAAAAACAAAAAUGAAAUUAAGGUUAAUAGUUUAAUAUAAAGUUACCCUUAAUUUUAGUAUUUUAAAACUGUGAUAUAAUACUCUUGUUAGUUUGUUUUUAUUGUAUAGUUACAAUGUUUUUAAA
Messenger RNA from Nezara viridula (southern green stink bug), 944 nucleotides. The record is from the annotation of a GenBank genome assembly. Lineage: Eukaryota; Metazoa; Arthropoda; Insecta; Hemiptera; Pentatomidae.